Molecule: messenger RNA, 636 nt
Organism: Fraxinus pennsylvanica
Lineage: Eukaryota; Viridiplantae; Streptophyta; Magnoliopsida; Lamiales; Oleaceae
Source: the annotation of a GenBank genome assembly
AUGUACGAUUACUGUCAGCUGAGAGAGCUUCGAGGACAAUAUGAAGGCAAUUUCAGAUCUUUGUGGCUUUACUCUCAGCUGGAUGGACGAAUUGUAAUGUAUGGAGAGUUCCGGCUAUUUUUGAUUAUUGCGGUGUACUGUGACUGUGUCUGCAAAUCGCGACCUGAAAUGUACGAUUACUGUCAGCUGAGAGAGCUCCGAGGACAAUAUGAAGGCAAUUUCAGAUCUUUGUGGCUUUACUCUCAGCUGGAUGGACGAAUUGUAAUGUAUGGAGAGUUCCGGCUGUUUUUGACUUCCCCCUUCCCUACCUUCUCAAGCCCUGCGAAGCGAUUCUCAUACCCUGCGAAGUGCGAACUCGAAAAUCGACACUGCAUCGUUCUUGAAGCUACGUUCUCUUACGCCUGGGCUAGCAAUGUGUUGCUUGAUAAAGAAAUGAAUGCAAUAUUAGGCGAUUUUGGGCUAGCCAGAAUGCAUGACCAUGGACAGGAAGCUGCCGCUUCCCCAAAUCCGAACUCACUCCUCGGCAGAUGGUUAUGCCCAACUCCGGUGACAGCCAAAACCGGUCUUCACCAACUCCGGAAUGCUGAGAAUGGGAACCAGUUUUUUGAAUUGGAGUUUGUGGACUUGAUAAUAUGA